Molecule: messenger RNA, 1236 nt
Organism: Macrosiphum euphorbiae (potato aphid)
Lineage: Eukaryota; Metazoa; Arthropoda; Insecta; Hemiptera; Aphididae
Source: the annotation of a GenBank genome assembly
AUGUCAAGUACGGAUUCCAGUGAUGAAGAAAUUAUGGUAAUGUACCAUUACCUUAGAAAUAAGGAAAAGAAAAUGAAAAGGAGAUAUUGGGUACAUCCGUAUCUUGAAAAAAACAUUCAUUGCAGAUUAUUUGUAGCAACAAAGGAGCUACAACAAACAGACUCUAAAUUUAUUGCUUUUUACCGUAUGUCUAAGGAUAGUUAUAUGAAUUUAGUGCAACUGAUAACUCCUUAUAUACGACAGAAAAACACAAACAUGAGAGAAUGCGUGAGCGCUGAAGAAAGAUUAUUAAUAACCCUAAGGUAUUUAGCAACAGGUGGAACAUUUGUGUCAAUAUCAAUUUACUUCGCCAGAGGAGAGACUACAGUAGGAUGCAUUGUAGCAGAGACAUCAGCAAUACUUUGGGCUAUAUUAAAUAAAAAGUAUAUGCCUAUACCCGACAAACAGCAGUGGAAAAUAAUUGCCGAACGUUUCGAGACCUUAUGGAACUUACCAAAUUGUAUUGGCGCUCUCGACGGCAAACAUGUAAGAAUAGAGAAAUUCCCAAACACAGGCUCCACUAAUUACAAUUAUAAAUCGUUCCAUUCCGUUGUAUUAAUGGCAUGUUGCGACGCAGACGGGUUAUUUACAAUGAUAGAGGUGGGAUAUGCUGGACGAAAUAGCGAUGGAGGCAUUUUUCGCGCUUCCGCUAUGAAACAUUGGAUUACGCAUGCUGGUUUUGAUAUUCCUCCACCCUCGCCAUUAAAGUACGAUGAAAAAAAAUGUCCUUUUCCGUAUUAUUUAGCGGCAGACGAAGCAUUUCCUUUGUCAAGCUAUCUUAUGAGACCAUAUGCAAAAAAAACUUUAGAUAAUAUGAAACGAAUUUUUAACUAUAGAUUGAGUCGUGCUAGAAAAACUAUAGAAUGCACCUUUGGAAUGGCUGCUGAAAAAUGGGCUAUUUUAAAUGGACCUAUUCGUGGUCAUGACCCUAAAAAAGUGAAUGAUUUUAUAAAAGCAGCGUGUAUUCUCCAUAAUUAUGUCCGAAAAACAGAAGGGCUUGAAUACACGCCUAUACAUAUUGACGAUCAUGAAAUAGUUGCCAAUGAAAAUUAUGUAAUACCACCAACGGCACCAACAGUACAAAACACAAUAUCAAUAAAUAUCAACUCUUCAGCUAAUGUUUUGAGAAAUUAUUUAGCCAACUAUUUCAUUAAUCCACGAGCAGCUUUACCGUGGCAAUGGAAGUACUGCUGUUGA